Messenger RNA from Mus caroli (Ryukyu mouse), 1820 nucleotides. It is a transcript of the gene Ung, whose product is annotated as uracil DNA glycosylase. The record is from RefSeq and is a predicted model, not a curated record. Gene Ontology annotation, molecular function: uracil DNA N-glycosylase activity. Gene Ontology annotation, cellular component: nucleus; mitochondrion. Gene Ontology annotation, biological process: base-excision repair, AP site formation via deaminated base removal; base-excision repair. Lineage: Eukaryota; Metazoa; Chordata; Mammalia; Rodentia; Muridae.
AUGAUCGGCCAGAAGACCCUAUACUCUUUCUUCUCCCCGACUCCCACAGGGAAGCGGACCACGUGCAGCCCCGAGCCGGUCCCGGGGAGCGGAGUGGCGGCCGAGAUCGGCGGCGAUGCCGUGGCCAGCCCCGCCAAGAAGGCCCGGGUGGAGCAGAACGAGCAAGGUUCGCCGCUCAGCGCCGAGCAGCUCGUCCGCAUCCAGAGGAACAAGGCCGCGGCGCUGCUCAGGCUCGCCGCCCGCAACGUGCCCGCCGGCUUCGGCGAGAGCUGGAAGCAGCAGCUGUGCGGGGAAUUCGGGAAGCCGUACUUCGUCAAGCUAAUGGGAUUUGUUGCUGAAGAAAGGAACCACCACAAGGUCUAUCCGCCCCCAGAGCAGGUGUUCACAUGGACCCAGAUGUGCGACAUCCGAGAUGUGAAGGUUGUCAUUCUGGGACAGGAUCCCUAUCACGGACCUAAUCAAGCUCACGGGCUCUGCUUCAGUGUCCAAAGACCAGUUCCACCCCCGCCCAGUUUGGAAAACAUUUUUAAAGAGCUGUCUACAGACAUCGAUGGUUUUGUUCAUCCUGGCCAUGGGGAUUUGUCAGGGUGGGCCCGACAAGGUGUCCUCCUACUCAACGCCGUCCUCACUGUCCGCGCCCACCAAGCCAAUUCCCAUAAGGAGAGGGGCUGGGAGCAGUUCACGGACGCAGUUGUGUCCUGGCUGAAUCAGAACCUGAGUGGCCUCGUCUUCCUCCUCUGGGGCUCUUAUGCUCAGAAGAAGGGCAGUGUCAUUGACAGGAAGCGUCACCAUGUCCUGCAGACAGCUCACCCCUCCCCGCUGUCGGUGUACAGAGGGUUCUUUGGAUGUAGACAUUUUUCUAAAGCCAACGAACUGCUCCAGAAGUCUGGCAAGAAGCCCAUCAACUGGAAGGAGCUGUGACCCCGCCCGCCCGCCCACAGGCCGUGUCUGUCCACAUCGGUGCUUUCAGCUGCUGCUGCCACGAAGCUUUUGUUGGUUAAGUUCUCAGUUCCUUGUGUGAGCGGAGAAAUGACACGGAUAGAUCUCUAUAGAACCAUCAUGAGCCAACCAGGACACAGAAACUGCAGCUCUGGCAGGCAGAACCUCUUGCCUGGCACUAGGUUUGAACUCUCCAGGCCCAGCCAGCUGGCUGUUGAAACACACCUACUUUCUCAGAGACCAGUGGACACACCCUCAGUCCUGUGCUGGGGUGGGAGGAGAGGUCUAUACCUUUGGACCAGUAGUUUGGUGCCUGCUGCUGUCCGCUUUAUCCUUUAGAGUUAGAGAUUACAAAGUGUCCGUGUGUAUGCUUCAAAAGGCCCUUGUGUCUGGAAAGGAACCCUUGGGUGUUGGUGAGUCCUGAGAAGUCUGGCUUACAAUUGAAUGUACUUCCUGAUCGAUCACAAAGGGCAGGGGGUGGGGGGUUCUCCCUGGGUUCACAGUGGCCGCUCUCCACCCUGCGUCUUUCCUUUGCCUUUGCAGGCCCUGAAGUUGAGCGAAGCAGGAAUGGGAUAGAUUUGUUUUUAAAUGAGGGUAGGUGGGUUUUCUGGUGCCCAUGGAGUUGUUUCCUCCUCGCUGCAGACAGCAGACUGCCGCACGUGUGCGUGUGGUACUGGGGAUCCAACUCCAAGGUGCUGUUUCUCAUGGGCUGAGUUCACACGGAUUGUUUUUCUGCAACACUGGAGAAUGUUUUUUUUUUUUUUUUUUUUUUACAAGGUAGGCAGGUACAGUCAUUUCUUUUUCAUGCUUUUUUGAAAGACAAUCUUCACUGAGUUUACAAGCUGGAUUCCGUGGGUCCAGUUGGUUAGAGCCAUGGCCUG